Ficedula albicollis (Collared flycatcher) is the source of this 1040-nucleotide messenger RNA. RefSeq names its product mitochondrial ribosomal protein S2 (gene MRPS2). Gene Ontology annotation, cellular component: mitochondrial small ribosomal subunit; ribosome. The coding region runs from base 1 to 729 and encodes 242 amino acids. Gene Ontology annotation, molecular function: structural constituent of ribosome. Lineage: Eukaryota; Metazoa; Chordata; Aves; Passeriformes; Muscicapidae. The transcript is spliced from 4 exons. The record is from RefSeq and is a predicted model, not a curated record. Gene Ontology annotation, biological process: translation.
AUGGCGGUGCUGCGGCUCCUGCGGGCAGGGGGCCCGGCAGGCAGCCGGCCCCGCGCUGAGGAUGACAAGCUGCUGACCGAGCCUCUCCGCCACCCCGACUUCUUCAACGUCAAGGAGCUCUUCACCCUGAAAGAUCUCUUUGAUGCUCGGGUGCACCUGGGGCACAAAAAGGGAUGUCGGCACAGGUUCAUGGAGCCCUACAUCUUCGGCUGCCGCCUGGAUCAGGACAUCAUCGACCUGGAUCAGACCAUGCAGCACCUGCAGCUGGCCCUCAACUUCACGGCCCACGUCGCCUACCGCGGGGGCAUCAUCCUGUUCGUCAGCCGCAAGCGCCAGUUCUGCCACCUGGUCGAGAGCACGGCGCGGGCGUGCGGGGAGUACGCGCACACCCGCUACUGGCAGGGCGGGCUCCUCACCAACGCCCACAUCCAGCUCGGCCCCGGCGUCCGCCUGCCCGACCUCCUCGUCUUCCUCAGCACCCUCAACAACGUCUUCGAGCCGCACGUGGCCAUCCGCGACGCGGCCAAGAUGAACAUCCCCACGGUUGGGGUGGUGGACACGAACUGCAACCCCUGCUUGAUCUCCUACCCCAUUCCCGGCAAUGACGACAGCCCCGCGGCCGUGGAGCUCUACUGCAAGCUCUUCAGGAUGGCCAUCGUCCGUGCCAAGGACAAGAGGCGGCACAGCGAGGCCGUGGAGGAGCUGAGGAGCAAAGCUGCGGGCAAUUAGAGCCCUCAGAUAAUGGGAUCUGCUCCAGUUAUUCCCUGGGACUGGCUCUGUGUCCAGAGCACCAGCUGGCUGGCUGGGGAAGGGACCCCCCCCAGUCCUGUGCAUGGCGAUCCCACAGCUGUGGAGGGUCUCUAGGUCCAGAAGAUUGUCCAGAGCAAUGCAAGGGAAAAUGGAGCCAGGUCAGCCCCUGCCCCUGUCCUUGAGUUUGUCACUGUUGCAGGGAGGUGCUGCUGUCCUGAGCUCCUGAUCUCACCUGAAACCGCUUGUAUCUUACGUCUCUUCUGAGGAAAUAAAGGGAUUUAUUCUUGUGA